AUGCGGGUAACAUUCGAAAUUGAGGAAGGCAAGCCCCCUGGCACAAUAGUGGGGACCAUUCCCACGAAACCUAAUUUUACCUACCGGUUCAACGAAAGACCGCCCGAGUUUAUUUUGAAUGGUUCGACAGGUGUUAUAACAACUGCUAUGGAAAUUGAUCGAGAAGCUCUCAAUAAUGAACGGUUCGAUCUUGUGAUCUUGAGUAGUUCCCCAACAUAUCCGCUGGAAGUUAGAAUAGUCAUUUUGGACAUCAAUGAUAACUCUCCCUCUUUUCCCGAGCCUAGUAUACAAGUUGCUUUCUCAGAAAGUGCAAAUAUAGGAACUAGAGUGAUUUUAGACACAGCAAAUGACAGAGAUGUCGGUAAAAACGACGUAAGAACUGAUUAUCGUAUUGUUUCAGGGAACGAUGACGGAAAAUUUAGAUUAGUUGUAACAACUAAUCCCAGUGGAGAAACGCCGUAUUUACACCUAGAAACAACUGGACGAUUGGAUAGAGAAACUAAAGCUUUUUAUUCUCUCAAUAUUUCUGCGCAAGAUGGAGGAGUACCCCCACGUUUUGGCUUCUUGCUUUUGAACAUCACCAUUUUAGAUGUGAACGACAAUCCGCCAAUGUUUGCCCAUAGCGACUAUUCUGUGAGUUUGAAUGAAAGUGUAAAACCUGGUUCUUUUGUUCUACAAGUUCGUGGAACUGAUAUCGACAUUGGAGAUAAUGGCAAACUCAGUUAUUAUUUAAGCGAUAAUGAAAGCCAGUUUACUAUUGAUCCUCAGACAGGUAUUAUUACGACGUUAGAAACGUUAAAAUGUCAACAAAACUGUCCAACACAAGGAAAAUGUCCCAAAAGCUGUGUUUUUACUGUAUUUGCUCGGGAUCAUGGUUCACCACGACAAGACGGAAGAGCGUAUGUUACGGUCAAUCUGUUAGAUGCUAAUGAUCACGAUCCAAGCAUAAGAUUUCGAUUUUUCCCAUCCACUGCUAAUUACGCAACUGUUGAUGAAAAUACACAGAACGGUUCAGUUGUUGCCGCAGUUAGUGUAAUCGACUUGGACGAGGGCUCUAAUGGGGAAACACUUGUAGAAAUUGAAGGGGGGAAUGAACUGGGACAUUUUCGUCUUGAAUCCACUCCGAGCUUUGACAUAGUUCGAGUAAACGGUGUUCUUGACAGAGAAAAAAUUAGCAAAUACAAUUUGACAAUCACUGCAAUAGACCGCGGUAUACCAAGCCGAAGUUCCACAGCUCAUUUAAUAAUCCAUGUAAAUGAUGUAAAUGACCAUGAGCCAAUAUUUGAAAAGAACGAAUAUUCAGCUGUUCUUAGCGAAAUGGUCCCAGUAGGCACCUACGUUGCAGGAAUUAGCGCUACUGACGAAGACACAGGAGUAAAUUCUGACAUUUACUACGCUAUCGUCUCUGGUAAUGACAAGCGUUGGUUCGAUAUUGAUGCACACACUGGAUUAGUAACAACAUGUAAUCCAUUAAAUAGGGAAGAUCAAGAUUUUGUUGAGCUCAAAAUUUCAGCUAGAGAUGGAGGUCCAAAUCCUCGUUGGCAAUACACCUAUCUUAGAAUUCAAAUUCUUAAUGAAAAUGAUGAAGCCCCAUCCUUUGCUGAACCUAUCAUCAAUGUUACAUUGAUUGAAAGUGCACCUCCAAAUUCUCUAAUAACUGUAGUAACUGCCGUUGAUAAUGAUCUUGGAACUAAUGGAAGUGUUGAGUAUUUGUUUCAUCCAGAGGUAGAACGACUUUAUCCAAAAAAGUUUUUUCUAGAUUCAACAUAUGGUAGAUUGACUCUCAGAGAAGAACUUGAUAGGGAUGCGGGCCAGGAUAUGUAUGAAUUAGUUGUCAUCGCUAAAGAUCAAGGAACUCCAUCACUUUCUUCUACACUAACAGUUAGAAUAACAUUAAUUGACGUUAACGACAAUAAACCUUAUUUCUACCCGAAACAAUAUUUUUAUGCCUUGAAACCAACUGAUAAACCAGGAACAAUCGUUGCUAGUUUAAGUGCAAUUGAUGCAGAUGUGGGAAAAAAUGCUGAAGUGUUAUUCAAUAUCGUUAGCGGCGGCAAUGGUAAAUUUGAAAUUGACGAAUCAACAGGAGUAGUGAAGACCAAAGCUCACAUCAAUAAACGUGAAAUGUCUAAAUAUGAAAUAAUUGUUUCAGUUCGUAAUACUGAUGACCGUAAAAUGUCAGAUGAAGCAGUGAUUUAUAUUUAUGUUGAUGAGAGAGAUAAUGAGUAUAGAACUGUAGAGUUUGAUCAUAGUAAAGGUUACAGUUUCAUAAUUGACGAAGAUAACAAAAAUUUACAGCCAAAUUUAGGAAGAGAAGUUGGAAGAAUAUCAGUGAGUAGAUCUGUUAGAUCCGGUGUAAAAUAUUCCAUUACUAAAGGUGAUCCCAAUGGCAUAUUUCAAAUUGAAGAAUCAACCGGAAUCAGUACUACAGUGCGUAUAAUUUCGAGUAGGGCUGUAGAUAGAGAAGUUCAAUCAAAAUUUUAUCUAACAGUAGUGGCCUAUGACUUUUUGGGAUUUGCAGAAACAACUGUCAAUAUAACUGUAGCUGACUUGAAUGAUUUUACACCUACAUUUGAAUAUCCGAGAGGACCAAUUGGAGUAAAAGAAGACUGGCCAGUCGGACAUGAAGUUUACUUAGUAAAAGCUCACGAUUUGGACAUGGGUCCCAAUGGAAGAAUAGAAUUUGCAUUAAAUUCAGCACAAGCACAUAAUACAUUUUACAUUGACAAAAAUUCUGGAAUGCUUUACUUAAAUAGACCAGUUAGAUUUGAAGUAGGAAUCGAAUACAAAAUUUCAGUUAUAGCGAGAGAUCUUGGUAUACCUUCACUGCAAUCUAGUUUAGAUUUGACAGUUAUAAUCGAAGAUGUGAAUGACAGAUCCCCAGUGUUUGAUCAUGUUGCUUACGAAACAUCAUUACUGGAAUCGGUUCCCGUUAACGAUAGAUUUUUCCUUCUUAGAGCUACAGACGCUGAUUAUGGAAAAAACAAAGAGCUAACAUAUACUUUAACGGUUGGUAAUAGCGAAAACAGAUUCGGUAUUUUUCCGGAUGGCUACUUGUACGUGAAAAGACCACUGGAUCGUGAAAAAAGAGAUUUUUACUCUCUCACGGUGACAGUUCAAGAUAAAGGAGAUAUCCCUCGCAGCUCCUCCGCUAACAUAAUAAUACAUAUAUUAGAUGAAAACGAUAAUAGCCCAACAUUUGAUAACAAAACUUUUGAAUUUUUCAUAGCUGAAAAUGAGCCUCCUGAUACUUAUGUCGGAAGAUUAUCUGCUGAAGAUUUAGAUAAAGGUCGAAAUGCUGAGCUUACGUACACAAUAACUAACACCCAAAGUGAUUUCAUAAUUAAUCCAAAAACAGGAUAUAUUCGGACACUGAGAUUUUUUGAUCGGGAACAAUUAGUUGAAGCAUCAGGCCAUGAUUAUUUGAUUAUGGAUGCUGUAGUCAUUGAUGGAGGGUUUACGAGACUGAGAGAUGAAGUAAAAAUUACCGUCUAUGUCACCGAUAUGAAUGACAACUUUCCUCAAUUUAUUCGUGUUCCUUACUAUGCCUCUGUGUCAGAGGGAUCUCCUACAGGCACCCAAGUCAUCCGAAUUGCAGCCGUGGAUGCUGAUGAUGGUGUAAACGGACUUCUGAAAUAUUCUAUAACUCAUGGUAAUACGCAUGGAGUGUUCGAUAUAGAUGAUAUUACUGGUCAAAUUACUGUAUCCAAGACUUUAGACAGAGAAACUACUAGUAGGUUUAUUUUGACUGUAAUGGCUCGAGAUUUGGGUGAAGACAUUUCGUUCAAUGCCUCGACAACAGUCAGCAUAGACAUUUUAGAUGAAAAUGACAAUGCUCCUGUAUUUGACAUUGCUACGACAAAGCUAAUCAACAUCAGCGAAGAUGCUCUAAUGGGUUCUAGAAUUGUUACUUUUUCUGCUACUGAUACCGACUUAGGGGUGAAUUCCUUAAUCACGUAUUCUGUAGCUUCUGGUAAUUUUAAAGAAACAUUUCGAAUCGAUGGAGCUUCUGGUUCACUAUAUUUAGCCAGACCUUUAGACUAUGAAGACAAGAAUAACUAUGUACUGAAUGUUUCUGCCAGUGAUGGUGGAACUCCUAGAUUGACUAGCACACUGCAGGUAGUUGUUAAGGUUCUAGAUGUAAAUGACAAUGCUCCUCGAUUUUCAAGCACAGCAGUAGUUAGACAAAUAGAAGAAAGCAUUCCUCCUAAUACACCUGUCGUGACUCUGACAGCACAAGAUCGUGAUUCAGGGGUAAAUGGGAAAAUUCUUUUUAACAUUUCUCAUCAAGAGCCACCAGGCAACCAUUUUGCAGUGCAACCAGAAACUGGAGUGCUUUAUACUACUAAAAAUAUUGAUAGGGAAUUUAGUGACACAUUUCGUUUGACAGUAGUUGCAACCGAUCUAGCAGAAGAUCCUUCUAUGCGUCUUUCAGUAGAAAAAAUUGUUACUAUUAUUGUGGAAGAUAUCAAUGACAAUCCUCCUAAAUUUGUAUCAAUGGAUGCUGGAGUUUUACCAGGAAAUGUGGAAAAAGGUUAUCGAAUCAUGACGUUGUCAGCCAGUGAUCCCGAUGCCAACAAUAAUGGUAUGGUGACAUAUGAAUUAGAAGGUGUGAAAAGUCAUGAAUCUCUUUUCAGUUUGGAUAAGUUUACUGGAGAUUUGUAUACAUCCCGUGCCAUUGAUCGUCCAGCUGUGACAUAUACUCUCACGGUCAAAGCGACUGACCAAGCUGUGAUUUCUGUCAGAAAAUCCUCUAGGAAUAAAGUUACAGUUAUAGGUACUUUGAGAGAAUCACACAGUGAAGGUCCUGUAUUUUUUGGAUCAGCAGAAUAUGCAAGUUCAGUUCUAGAAAAUAAACCAGUAGGAACGAGCGUUUUAAGUGUACGCGCAGAGUAUCCACAUGGAGAAUCUGAAAAUCAGGUGGAAUAUUUUCUGACUGCAGUGAAAAAUUCAGCUGGAGCACCAGUGAAUCGAGCUUUUGUUAUUAACAGAUUCAGUGGAGUUAUAUCAACAGCAUCUGUACUAGACCGUGAAUCAGGCACCAGGAUUUUUCACCUUGACGUAUUUGCAGUUGACACUGCUGCACAAAGCCCUAAGACUUCAAAAGCCAAGAACAACAUCUUAAGUUAUGCUUCCUUUGUUUCUUAA
Messenger RNA from Uloborus diversus, 5148 nucleotides. RefSeq names its product cadherin-related tumor suppressor-like. Gene Ontology annotation, molecular function: calcium ion binding. The coding region runs from base 1 to 5148 and encodes 1715 amino acids. Gene Ontology annotation, cellular component: cell-cell junction; plasma membrane. Gene Ontology annotation, biological process: homophilic cell-cell adhesion. Lineage: Eukaryota; Metazoa; Arthropoda; Arachnida; Araneae; Uloboridae. The transcript has 2 exons. The record is from RefSeq and is a predicted model, not a curated record.